Messenger RNA from Cucumis melo (muskmelon), 671 nucleotides. RefSeq names its product prefoldin subunit 2. Gene Ontology annotation, molecular function: protein folding chaperone. Gene Ontology annotation, biological process: protein folding. Bases 1 to 447 code for a protein of 148 amino acids. The transcript has a single exon. Lineage: Eukaryota; Viridiplantae; Streptophyta; Magnoliopsida; Cucurbitales; Cucurbitaceae. The record is from RefSeq and is a predicted model, not a curated record. Gene Ontology annotation, cellular component: prefoldin complex; cytoplasm.
AUGGCAAGCUCAAGUGAGAGUGAACGCAAGGAACCAGUGAAUGAGCAAAUGGUUGCAAACAUGUACGGUGCUUUAAGGUCAGAAUUGAAUCAGAUAUACUCAAAAAUCACAGAACUCGAAAUGGAAGUCAGUGAACAUUCUCUUGUUAUUUCCGCAAUUGAGCCACUUGACCCAUCAAGAAGAUGCUACAGAAUGAUCGGUGGAGUGCUGGUUGAAAGAACUAUCAAAGAGGUCCUGCCGGCUGUCCAACGCAACAAAGAGGGACUCGAGGAGGUUAUUUCAAGACUCCAUGAGGCAUUGGAGAAGAAGAAGAAGGAGAUAUCUGACUUGGAGGCCAAAUACAAGAUCAGGAUUAGAAAGCAUGAUGGUGAGGCUAAGGAGGAAGACAGUGGGCGGAAAGAAGGUGCAGCCCAAGGAGUCUUAGUAGGCCCUGCAGGUGAAAGCUAAAACUCUCAACCCCAUCAUGAACUUUUAUCAUCAUAUUCUUGUAGUUUCAUCCUGAUGGUUCACUGUUAUAAGCAUGUUUGUGUGAAUUUUUGUUUUGACAAACUUCCAGUUCUCAAUAGGAAGAUUCCUGGACUUGUAUGGUAUAUAUAGAUGAUUUUGAGGGGAAAGAAUUGACUUCUCAUUGUUUUGAUUUGAUAUGGAAGUUUUUCCCUCUAGUUUUAGAA